CGGGUUUUAGCGGAAACCUGAAACCGGAAGUAAAUAUGUGUUCAUGUCCUGCAAUAUUUCCACGAACUUCCCAAAGUUUUGAUCAGUUAAUAUGUCUCUUGAUGACAGGUUUCAGAUAACAGGCUUAAUGCAGAACAUUUACCUCGAUAACAGAUAGUAAAUAUCCAGGAAGUAUUAGCAAUGACAAGUCGCUGGAGCCGAUAUUGCAGCAGUCUUCCAUGUAAUCAACAGCAGAGGCCAGCCAGUAGAACAGUAUAUGUUGGAAACAAACACCCACAUGAUGAAGAAGUGUUCAUCCCUGAGAUAUAUCCGGAUAACAAGAUUGUCUCCUCAAGGUAUACAUCGUGGAAUUUUCUCCCAAAGAACUUAUUUGAGCAGUUCCGACGUGUUGCCAACUUCUACUUCCUAUGUGUUGGAAUUGUCCAGUUGACGAUUGACACUCCAGUGAGUCCUGUCACCAGUAUUCUUCCUCUUGUGUUUGUCAUCACAUGUACAGCCAUAAAACAGGGCUAUGAAGAUUGGUUGCGUCACAAAUCAGACCGGGAAGUCAACCAUAGAGAGGUUGAAAUCAUACGAGACGGGCACCUUACAACGACUAAAUCAAUGCAUAUCAAGGUUGGUGAUAUAGUACGUGUGAAAAGUAACAAAGGGUUUCCGUGUGAUAUGGUCAUGUUGUCUUCCGCUGACCCAGAAGGAAAUUGUUACAUAACUACAGCAAAUUUAGAUGGAGAAACCAACUUAAAGACACACUGUUGUACAAUAGAUACAAGGCGCUAUGUACAUGAAGAUGACUUCCUCAAACUUACAGCAUUUAUUGAAUGUGAGCAUCCAAUUGCUGACUUGUAUUCAUUUGUUGGAAACUUGACAAUAGUUAAGGACAGUGGUGAACAUAUUGUUAAACCAUUAGGACCAGAAAAUAUACUGUUAAGAGGUGCUCGGUUAAAAAAUACACCAUUUAUCUAUGGAUGUGCCAUAUAUACAGGCCAAGAAACUAAAAUGGCCUUGAAUUCCAAUACCAAAGUUACCAAGUUUUCUCGUGUUGAGAGACGUAUGAAUACGUUUCUCUUGAUAUUUCUUGUGAUAUUGUUGUUAGAGUCUGUGUUCUCUACAUGUAUGAAAUACUGGUAUGUGUUCAGGCCAACAGUAGGCCAGCCAUGGUAUGUUCCACAGAUUGAAAUUGAUGCUCAAGUUACGGUUAGACGGGUAUUUGAAGACUUCCUUGCUUAUAUUGUUUUAUAUAAUUACGUCAUUCCAAUAUCAUUGUAUGUUACUAUAGAACUCCAAAAGUUUGUUGGUUCCAUGUUUUUUGCCUGGGAUAAAGAUAUGUUUGACCCGGGAACCAAUGAACGAGCCAAGGCAAAUACAUCUGAUUUAAAUGAGGAGCUAGGCCAGGUGGAGUACCUGUUUACAGACAAGACAGGGACUUUAACAGAGAAUGAUAUGCAGUUUAGAAUGUGUUCUAUUAAUGGUAAAAGAUACGAGGAACUUGGAGGAAUGCUGUGUGAAACUUACCCUGCCGGCAAUGCUCCCAACCCCGUACCCGUUCUCAGCGAUGAGAUGGAGACGUUUCUUACAGUGUUGGUUCUGUGUCAUAAUGUACGUGUAGAUCACCCGAAUGCUGCCGACCUCGGAGCCUCUACCAUGUAUAGCUAUGGAGGAUUUGAUUAUGAAUAUCAGGCAUCCUCUCCUGACGAGAAAGCUUUUAUUGAGGCUUGUAGAAGAUUUGGUGUGGUUUUCCAUGGGACACAUGAUGACAAAUUGGAGGUUACAUUUAAAGGAGAAAUGCGAAGAUACAAACUGUUACAUUCCCUUGAAUUUGAUCCGACGAGAAAACGCAUGAGUGUCAUAGUCCAGAAUGAGAAUGAUGAGAUAUAUUUGUUAUGUAAAGGAGCAGAAAGUGCCAUAUUGGACAGGGUGAUAGAGGGAGAUAAGUCUGGCACCCUGCUUCAUGUCAAUGAAUAUGCUGUGCUAGGACUGCGGACCCUGGUGAUUGCAAUGAGACAACUGGAACCAGAAGAGUUUACAAAGUUUGACCAAAUGUUGUCAGAUGCAAGAAAAUCCCUGCAGGACAGGGAACAAAAGCUUGCAGAAGCAUUUGAUUUUGUAGAGAGGGAUUUCCAGUUGCUAGGGGCAACCGCUGUAGAGGACAGACUGCAAGAUAAUGUUCCUGAAACAAUACAGGCCCUUCUUACUGCUGGUAUCAAGGUGUGGGUGUUGACUGGAGACAAAGAAGAGACUGCAAUCAAUAUUAGUCAUUCAGCCGGACAUUUUUCUUGUGAAAUGAAUGAAUUGAAAAUUACACAACAGCAGUCUAGCUUAGACUGUGCCGAACUGAUACGUAAACAUUCCUCUACUCUAGAAAAUGGAGUCAGAUGUGGCGAGAAGUUUGCUUUGGUGAUAGAUGGUGCUAGUUUGGCUUACUGCCUGAUUGAACAUGCUGAUAUUCUCUGUGAUCUCUGUUUAAAGUGUUCCGCAGUUCUUUGCUGUAGAAUGACCCCACUACAGAAAGCUGAGGUGGUGAAGUUAAUAAAGAAUUCCAAAACAAAUCCAGUUACUGCUGCCAUAGGAGAUGGUGCCAAUGAUGUUAGUAUGAUAGAAGAAGCUCAUGUAGGACUUGGUAUAAUGGGAAAAGAAGGACGUCAGGCUGUGAGAAACAGUGACUAUGCAUUUGCGAAAUUUCAUUUCCUGAUGAAGGCACUCCUUGUACAUGGACAUUUUUACUACAUCCGAAUUGCUAAUCUUGUUCAGUAUUUCUUUUAUAAGAAUGUAGCAUUCAUCACUGCCCAGUUGUUCUACACAUUUUUCUCAGCAUUCUCAGAACAAACAUUGUAUGAGAGUUGGUAUUUGAUGAAUUUCAACAUGGUAUUUACUGCAUUCCCUAUACUGAUGUAUGGCAUCUUUGAGCAGCAUCUGAAACCAAGUCUCCUCAUGGGAAAUCCAAAACUUUACAGGAAAAUCUCAAGAAAUGAAAAUAUGUCCAUUCAAAACUUCAUUUUAUGGAAUGGCACAGGUUUAUGGCACUGUGUGGUUAUGUUCUUUGGUUCACUGUUUCUCCUGGGGGAGGAGUGUUCAUUGUUCUCAGAUGGAAAAAUGAUAGGCAACUGGUCUUUUGGGUCUAUUGUGUACUUUGGGUGCCUAGUCACAGUCUGUUUAAAGUUGUGUUUACACAUCUACUACUGGUCCCUACCAAUCUGGCUCAGCUUUGCCUUCUCAGCAUUCUCGUAUUUUGUCGGUACAGCAGUCUACAACUCAGUCUUAUGGCCAGAAUUUUUUAGUGACCAUAACUACCUGUUAUAUGUCUGGAACACUGUCCUUACAUCUGGUAGUGUCUGGUUAUUGGAGCUUGUACUCAUAGUUCUAGCACUGGUACCAGACAUUGUAUACCGGGCAUACAAGGAUAUCACUAUGACAAUGCAAUUAGGACAUCAGCGACAGAUGGAGUGCGACUCUAGUCUCAUACCACUACGUCAACUAUCCUACGAGGAGACAAGGAAAUUUAUCUUCCCCUAUGUUACACCAAAAUCUAGUCUCCAAAAUAUACACAGCAAUCAAAAUAGGCCAAAGUUGAUACAACCAAAGUUUACUGGCCGCUCACAGAAACGAAAACAUGUUCUUUGAUAUUAGAAUAUGAUUAAAGAAUUACAUUUGAUAUUAAUAGUUAAUCAGGCACAGAAAAAAAUAAUUUGUUUCUCAAACCCAUCAGUUGGAUUAUUUUCCCAGUUACUCAAUAUUUUCAUAUGUGUAUAACGUCCAUAUAUGUUCAGAGAAUAAACAUUUUUUAGUAAAAUAUAGCUUCUAAAAGAAUGUCAAGUCAGUAAGUGAAUUAAGCUUAUCCAGCUGCCCUAGUUGUACAAGUUUGCACAAUUUUAAAGUCUAGACAUUAAUUUUAGAAAUAUUUUGUUAUUUUCAACAAUUUAUUUUUUUUCAUUUGAGUCAGUGUUUAGCAUCUUGAAAAUUGCUAUUAGUAUGUAUUAAUAUUUUUUGAAAGCUGAACUUAAUGUAACGGAAAAGAUGCUUUGAGAAACACAUUAUUCGUAAAAUUUUGCCAAUAUGAUUAUGCAUGUAACAUUUGAAUAAGCAGAUUUACUUAGCUAGUUCAAUGUAAUCAGACAGAAAUUGUGGUUUUACUCUGUCUUGCCUUAAACAUCUAACUCAGGGUGCCUUUGUUUUCUUGUGUUAUGUGUUGUUCAAAAGUAUAUAUACCAAAUGUUAAAUGAAUGCUUAGUCCUACUGAAAUCCAUCCUGAUAUGAUAUUGUCUACUAGACCUAGUAUUUUGUAGGGGUUUUCAGGGUACUGGAUGUUUCUUUGUUUAAAGAUGCUUAAUCAGAUUUUAGUCAAGAAAAAACAUUUUUUUGAUAAAGGAAUUAUACAAAUAUAAGACCUAUGGUAUUAUACAUACUGUUGUAGGAAUGGCAUUGGCAACUUUAUAUUUAGCUGCAAAGUAUUAGAAGUGCAAGUUCGAAUAAAUAUUAUUACCUCCCUUUGCCUGUCUUGGUAAGGCAACCAAGAUAGAUUGGAAAUAAAAGAAUUACAUGACUACAUGCAGUUUUAAAACUUGCCUUUUGGUUGAGAUUGUUGAAAUAUCCCGAUAUCCAUCGAUGCCAAUUUGAAACUAGAUGUUAUUGAAAAAAAAAACAUCAGCUUUUUUGAUAUUUUUGUAUUAAAGGGAGGUAAUUACAAAGUUUUAUGAAAUUCAGUCAAACAUGUUUCUUAUAGAGUAAAGGAUCUUUUUGUUCCCUAAAUAGAUCACAAACAUAAUAUAUGAAAUCUGAAAAUGUAGAAACAAAGGUUCCUAAAAUGUAAUUGACUGCCUUUAAUUGUUCUUAAUCACUUUAUUGAUGAAGAAUUGGUCCACCUUCAUGGAAGGAAAAAGUUUCUAAACAGUAAAACUUGGUUGAUUUAUAAGGUCUUAGAAGAGAAGAUAAAUGUUGUGGAAAUUUAAUUACCAACAUGGUUUUCUGCAAUAUUGAAAGAAAUGAUAACUUGUAAACUUGGAACAGCUUAAAUUUACUAGAUUAUGAUAACACACUUGAUUGUACUUUAUAGAUGUGCCAACAGGCACAUAGUCAUACAAGAUAGAUCAUAUUUCUUGAUAUAUUGAAGAUUAAGUCAGGUUUAUAAUGCUGUGUAUAUUAUGUGGUCUAGUCAGAAUUUGUCCAAAGGUGUACAUUAAUUUUUAAGAUAUUAUGUUAUUUUUAUGCCCCCGAAGGGAGGCAUAUAGUUUUUGAACCGUCUGUCGGUCUGUCCGCAAUUUUCGUGUCCGGUCCAUAUCUUUGUCAUCCAUGGAUGGAUUUUCAAAUAACUUGGCAUGAAUGUGUACCACAGUAAGACGACGUGUCGCGCACAAGACCCAGGUCUGUAGCUCAAAGGUCAAGGUCACACUUAGACGUUAAAGGUCAUAUUUCAUGAUAAUGCAUUGAUGGGCGUGUCCGGUCCAUAUCUUUGUCAUUCAUGCAUGGAUUUUAAAAUUAUUGGGCAUGAGUGUGUACCACAGUAAGACAAUGUGUCGCGCGCAAGACCCAGGUCCGUAGCUCAAAAGUCAAGGUCACACUUAGACGUUAAAGGUCAUAUUUCAUGAUAGUGCAAUGAUGGGCAUGUCCGGUCCAUAUCUUUGUCAUUCAUGCAUGGAUUUUAAAAUAACUACGCAUGAAUGUGUGGCACAGUAAGAAUACAUGUCGCGCGCAAGACCCAGGUCCGUAGGUCAAAGGUCCUAAACUCUAACAUCGGCCAUAACUAUUCAUUCAAAGUGCCAUCGGCGGCAUGUGUCAUCCUAUGGAGACAGCUCUUGUUUGUGUUAAUUCCUCCAUUGUUUUAGGAAAAUUGUUGUUUUUGUAUAUACAGGAUCUCUCAGGCUUUUACAAUAUCCUUGCAUCAGUACUAAAUAAUUGUUAUUGUUUUCCUUUGGUAGCAAUGGUUAGGACAUACUCUAUGUAUAUAUGUCAUUUGAGUAGAGUUACUUAGCUUUAUUUAGGGAUAUGUAAUCAGAAUCAGACAGAGCUUUUUGAAAUGCAAAAUGAAAAUAUUUUAGAAUGAAGAGAAUGUUUUUUAAAGAAUGUCUUACAUUUAAGUUGAGAAAGUUAGAUUUUUUUGUUCAAGGUUAUCCAUUUCUUUAAUUUUGCAUAUCCCUGUUACAUUAUGAAGGGUGUAAGGAAGGUUUGUUCCAGUUAGAAAAGUAAAUUAGCAUAGCAAAAACAUUGAAAGCUUUUCAAUUACAUUAACCUUUAGCCUGCUGGCGGUGAUUGAUUUUGCCUUUGCGACCAGUGCAGACCAAGAUCAGCCUGCACAUCCGUGCAGUCUGAUCAUGGUCUGCACUGUUCGCUAGUCAGUCAGUAAAUUUUCAGUGGAAACCCCUUCAAAUAAAAAAUGGUAUUGCCCAAAUUGAAUUAUGGACCAGUCCAUUUUAGAAAUUUAGCAGGCUAAAGGUUAAUUGCUCAGAUAUGUUGACAUGUUGCUAUUAUGGAGAUAUGAUUAGUUUUAGAUUGUCCUAUCAGAGAAAAUACAGAUUGUUCUAUACACUAGACUAAGAACAUUGUAGAUCUACAGAUCAUGGGGUAACGACUUGUGAGUUCAAUCUCCAGAGGAGGAGUAUGUUCCGUGUCAAUUUAACAAAAGACGGUAUGUCUGAAGUUUUCUUCAUCCUGCAACUCUUGAUUCAUGUGGGAAAAUUGGCAAUUACUUGUGAAGAAAGGGUAAGUAUUGGUACAGAAUCAAGGAACUCUGGUUAAUUAAGUUAACAGCUCUUUGCAUGUUAGAUAGUUGAGAUACUUUUAAAAAAAUCAGCUACAUGCAUUUGUUGGUGAAAUGUAAACAAACAAACAAAAUAAGAGUGUGCAGUACUCAUAGUUAUUCAUUAUUUAACAGAAUAAAAUUACAUUAUAUAUUCAUGAUGCAUAUUCAUAUCUUAGUUACACCUAUAGUUGAAAUAAUGUUUGAUCUACUUUUACAUAUCAGUCAGAUUUUUUUUGUCGUCUUUGACUGGAAAUGGACUAGGGAAAUAAAUGCAAGAUUUUCUAUAAUAUUGACAAAACCAAAAUACGCGGAGUGUUCCUGUGUUAAAUACUGAGAAAAUGUGGCUGUUGUUACGAUAGAAAAUUGUCUAUUGUUUAAUUUGCAUAGUACCCAUUUACCUAACUAUGUUUUAUGUGAGAAAAACAAUUGAAAAGGGAUAUUGGUUGACCUUUGGGCAGCGUUGUUCACGGUAAUAUACCUAAGGGUAGGACAGAAAAUGUACAAUGGCAUUUUUU
This is a messenger RNA of Mercenaria mercenaria, 7245 nucleotides long. Its product is annotated as phospholipid-transporting ATPase IF-like. The record is from RefSeq and is a predicted model, not a curated record. Gene Ontology annotation, cellular component: plasma membrane; endoplasmic reticulum; trans-Golgi network. The transcript has 29 exons. Bases 181 to 3618 code for a protein of 1145 amino acids. Gene Ontology annotation, molecular function: ATP hydrolysis activity; ATPase-coupled intramembrane lipid carrier activity; ATP binding. Lineage: Eukaryota; Metazoa; Mollusca; Bivalvia; Venerida; Veneridae. Gene Ontology annotation, biological process: phospholipid translocation.